This is a messenger RNA of Mesocestoides corti, 1953 nucleotides long. The record is from the annotation of a GenBank genome assembly. Lineage: Eukaryota; Metazoa; Platyhelminthes; Cestoda; Cyclophyllidea; Mesocestoididae.
AUGAGUCAGAAUUCUGAUGCCCGCACAUAUAUUGAUGCCUCAACUCUCUCCCCAUUGCUGAUAAUCGUCUUUAUUCAUCCCAGUGAGCUGCCGCCACUUAUACCAGCUGUGGAGGCACCCAUUUAUAAACAGCCGAAGGCCGUGAUUGGUACGGGACGCGUUCGUCGGUGGAAAUGGGUGCCAUUCAAGAAUUCAGCACGGGAGGAUGGACUUGUUCUCUAUCACUGGCGACGAGAGGAUUCUGAUCUGAACGAGGACUACCAUUUCGCGCGUUUGAAUAAGCACGUGGAGGUGCCCGAAUUCAGUGAGGCUGACUACUUGGCGUACCUGAAGGACUCGAAGUGGACCCUGGAACAGACCAAUCAUCUGAUGGACUUGGCUCGUCAGUUUGAUGUGCGGUUCAUCCACAUGCAUGAUCGAUGGGACGCCGAGCGGUUUCCACCGAGGCCGUCUGUUGAGGAGCUGAAAGCCCGCUACUACGGCAUCCUUGGGGCGAUGGACAAGAUCCGCGGCACCAAUCUGUCCCAGGGCCUCCGAUACGACCUCGACCAUGAGCGUCGGCGCAAGCAGCAGCUCAGCCUCCUCUACGGUCGCAGCCGCGACGAGGUGGAGGAAGAGGAGAGGCUCAUCUGCGAGCUCAACCGCAUCGAGGCCCGUCGAAAGGAUCGUGAGAAGAAGAAACAGGACCUCCAAAAACUCAUCUCACAGGCCGAAGCAGUUGUCCGCGACUCAAGCAGCGGGGUAUCGGAGGCGGCGGGCGACGAAUCAAAAGGCUUUCGUAGGUUAACUUCCGUCGCCUCCUCUGCCGCGUCCUCGGCUACCCCUGAACGCAAAAAGUCCACUCUGACCUCGCAAGGCUUUGUCGACGGGGCCGCGAGUGGCGCCAACUGUCGAUCUGCGGGAUCCAUUAGUGCUGGACUCGCGGCUGCUUCCUCCGCUGUCUCAGCUAGUUUGUCUGCUUCGACGACCAUCACUUUCCCCGAUCUCGCCAAAACCGCUGGUGUUUACUUGCACAGUCAAAAGUUCAAGUUUACUAUGGACUGGCAUUAUGUGCAAAUAACCCAGGGAUUUCGUAGAGAAGGCUCCAGUCUUCCUGCUUACAUCGUGGACGACGUGAGCACGCGUGUAUUCUCACCAGCCAAACCUCGACCGUCCCGUUCUCUGUCGGCCGGGUCUUCAGUGGGCGUCAAAUUGUCUUUCACCGCCCUCGAAAUGCCACGGUUUCCGCCGGGUAUCGACAAUUUCGAUGCAACAGGACUGCCGUUUGGUGUUCACCCGCCCCUUAUGAAGUUGCCGUCGUCCCUAGGUCAAAAGCGGAUUCGUGUCAUUGAGAACUUUUUGUCCCACUACCAGUUAGACCCAAGUCCGCCUGCGACCGGCGAGAUCGUAGAUGCGUACAACCGCUUGCGCGGAAACAUCCUCCUUCUCUACGACCUGCGUGGAGCGAUGCUGCAAUGCGACUACGAGCUGCAGGCAGCCAGAGCUCGGAUGGAACUGUUUGCUGCGGACAAGCAACUACCUCCAGGUCUUGCUAGCGCAGCCCCGAAUCCGGCGACCGCGAGCCUUCCCAGCGGUGCCUUGGGUGGUGGUGGCGGCGGCGGCGUCAUCCCUCCGGGUGUUGAUCCGAGCGUGGUUGCAGCCCUCAAGGCCGCCGAUUCGAAGCGCCCCGUGCCGCCGCGCCACUCGCUCGGCCACGCGGGCUCCCUCGCGGCAGCUGCGGGCAGCGCUCAGCGGACACCCUCAGCCCUCCUGCCGCCGCCGCCUCAGUCCCCCCUCAUCGGCUCGGGGAGUUCGCCCGCCUCCUCUUCGUCCCUUGGUGGGGGCUCCCCGGCCUACUUCUUCGGCCAACCGCCCUCCGUCGUCUCCACCGAGCAGCGCAGAAAACGCGCUGCCGCCGCUGAACAAGGCCGAGUUAUGAAGAAACUGAAGGCCAAAGGACAUCUGCUCGAGUGA